This is a messenger RNA of Lepisosteus oculatus (spotted gar), 2210 nucleotides long. It is a transcript of the gene nup85, whose product is annotated as nucleoporin 85. Gene Ontology annotation, biological process: protein import into nucleus; mRNA export from nucleus; positive regulation of DNA-templated transcription. The record is from RefSeq and is a predicted model, not a curated record. Gene Ontology annotation, cellular component: nuclear pore outer ring. Gene Ontology annotation, molecular function: structural constituent of nuclear pore. Lineage: Eukaryota; Metazoa; Chordata; Actinopteri; Semionotiformes; Lepisosteidae.
UCAAGCCCGGGCACAUGGGGUCCUGUCUCGUUUUUUUUACAAAAAUCUCAAUGCGCUUAGUUUCUUACACAUGCGAAUUUUUUUUUGAUUCACUUAUUGCGGAAGGAAACAUCUUUGCAAAGGUUUAUUUAUUUAUUUUUUUUUCAUUUUCGGUAGGAAAUGGAGGAGGUGGAUGUCGAGCCGACCACAACACUCAUCCCAGGUGUUGACUUCAGGCAGAAGCACUUGGGCUUUGUGUGGGGUCCCAGGGACAUACUGACCUAUGAGACGCAGUACAAGACAGCAGGAGCCCCGGCUGCUUUUGCGAGCUGCCCGUGGAUCCACGUGGUCAGGAAGGAUGAAGACAUCUACUCUCCCAUCCUGCGCAAGCUCUUCAACGAGUCCCACCACAUCUUCGUCCAGCUGCAGAAGAGCACGGACGACACCGCCAGCAAGGCCAAGAAGCCUCGGUUUGUCAGCAUUAGUAAGAACUACCGAUCAGUGAUCCGGGCCUGUAUGGAGGAGCUCCAACAGAAUGCAGUUUCUGCACGUGACGCGGCUCUAGCAACACAGUAUGGCAAUCAGGUGUCAAUUCUGUUGGCAGUGGAGCUCAUCUGGAAUCUAUGUGAAGUCUUGUUCAUCGAUGCUGCCCCAGCUGGCACCCUUCUGCUGCACCUUCUGGACUGGGUUCGACUGCACAAGGCCGGCGUCGAUGAGCAGGCUCAUGAGGUUCUGCAGAGCGAGAGCCCCGCGCAGCACCCUUCCUACUGGGACGUGGUGAUCUCCUACGUCCUGCAGGGUCGGAUGGACGAGGCCAGGCAGAUCCUGGGGAAGCAGGCUUCCCAGCAGCCAGGGGCACGAGCCGUGUACAAGCUGCUGGACAACCUCAUGAUGAAAAUGCCCAUUUACAACCCGGGGGGGAACCAGACGCUGACGGAGUUCGAUGUGAGGUGGCGUCACUGGCGUGAGGAGUGCACGCGCUGCCUGGAGGACCGCUCCUUUGCUGGGGACCCCCACCUGGAGCUCAUCUGCAAGAUUCUUCUGGGCGACGAAGACACUCUGCUGGAGCAGAAAGAGCUCCUGGGCACCUGGUACCAUUUCCUGGUCACCCGUCUCCUGUACACACAACCCACUGUCAAGCCUACAGAGCUCCAUUACUACGCACAGUCCAGCAUGGACAUGUUCUUGGGUCCUCGUGCUCCGGAGCCUUUGGACAGCAUCCUGUUGGCUGCAUUCGAGUUUGACAUCCACCAGGUCAUAAAGGACUGCAGCAUUGCCCUCAAUAACUGGUGGUUCGUUGCUCAUUUGACAGACCUGUUGGAUCACUGCAAGCUCUUGCAGUCCCACAACCUUCACUUUGGUUCCAAUCUAAGGGAGUUUCUCCUCUUGGAAUAUGCUUCUGGCCUCUUCACCCAUCACAGCCUGUGGCAGCUGGCGGUGGAUUACUUUGACCACUGUCCGGAGUUCGGGAGAGUGUACCUGGAGAUGCAGAUCGAGAGGGUGCCCUUGGACACUGAGCGCAAGGCUGUGAAGGUGCUGCGGAUCUGCGAACAGAGGCAGAUGGCAGAGCAAGUGCGCAGUAUCUGCAAGAUCAUGGCUAUGAAAGCUUUGCGCAACCAACGCCUGGGCUCAGCGCUUUCCUGGAGCAUCAGAGCCAAAGACGCCGCCUUCGCCACCCUUAUCUCCGAGAGGUUCCUUCAGGACUACUGUGACCGCGGCACCUUUUCUGACCUGGACCUGAUAGACAACCUGGGGCCAGCCAUGCUGCUGAGUGAUAGGCUCACCUUCCUGGGGAAGUACCGCGAGUUUCACAAGAUGUACGGGGAGAAGAAAUUCCCAGAAGCGGCCAAGCUGCUGCUGUCCCUCAUGACGGCCAGAAUUGCCCCCAAGAACUUCUGGAUGACCCUCCUGACCGACGCCCUGCCUCUCCUGGAGCAAAAACAGGUGAUAUUUUCAGCAGAGCAAACAUAUGAACUCAUGCACUGUCUGGAGGAACUCACGUCCGGAGCAGAUGACUCAAAGGAUGAACACGUAGGUCAUGUUGAAGACAUCAAAACCACUAAAAUAGAGCUCCUCCGUCUUGCACUGGCACGGAACCUGGCUUCCGCGAUUGUGGAGGAGGGCACGGUGGACUCAUGGUGAAAACCGAUCCAAUUCUCUACUCGUGUAUAUACAUUUUAUUAUGGGUCCUUUUUUCUGCCGAGAUAAUAAAGCUCAUUUUCUUCAUAGAA